Molecule: messenger RNA, 939 nt
Organism: Mustela lutreola (European mink)
Lineage: Eukaryota; Metazoa; Chordata; Mammalia; Carnivora; Mustelidae
Product: olfactory receptor 4F3/4F16/4F29
Exons: 1
Coding region: 1-939 (312 amino acids)
Biological process (GO): G protein-coupled receptor signaling pathway
Cellular component (GO): membrane
Molecular function (GO): G protein-coupled receptor activity; olfactory receptor activity
Source: RefSeq, a predicted model, not a curated record
AUGGAUGGAGGGAAUCAUUCGGUUGUGUCUGAGUUUGUGUUUCUGGGACUGACUCAUUCAUGGGAGAUCCAGCUUCUUCUCCUGGUGUUCUCCUCUGUGCUCUAUGUGGCAGCCAUGACGGGAAACAUCCUCAUUGUGUUUUCUGUGACCAUUGAUCCUCACUUACAUUCCCCCAUGUACUUCCUACUGGCCAGUCUCUCUUUCAUUGACUUGGGGGCCUGCUCUGCCACCUCACCCAAGAUGAUUUAUGAUCUUUUCAGAAAACACAAAGUUAUCUCCUUUGGAGGUUGCAUUGCCCAGAUCUUCUUCAUCCACGUCAUUGGUGGUGUGGAGAUGGUGCUGCUCAUUGCCAUGGCCUUUGACAGAUAUGUUGCCAUUUGUAAGCCUCUGCACUACUUGACCAUCAUGAGUCCACGGAUGUGCAUUUUGUUUCUGGUUGCUGCUUGGGCCCUUGGCAUAAUACACUCACUGUUCCAACUAGCAUUUAUUGUUAAUUUACCCUUCUGUGGUCCUAAUGUAUUAGACAGCUUUUACUGUGACCUCCCUCGUCUCCUCAGACUGGCUUGUACAGAUACCUACAGAUUGCAGUUCAUGGUCACUGUCAACAGUGGAUUUAUCUGUGUUGGUUCUUUCUCUAUACUCCUCAUCUCCUACAUCUUCAUCCUUUUUACUGUUUGGAAACAUUCCUCAGGCAGUUCGUCCAAAGCUCUUUCUACGCUGUCAGCUCACAUCACUGUGGUCCUUUUGUUCUUUGGUCCAACCAUGUUUGUCUAUACAUGGCCACAUCCCAAGUCACAACUGGACAAAUUUCUUGCUAUUUUUGAUGCAGUUCUCACUCCUUUUCUGAAUCCAGUCAUCUACACAUUCAGGAAUAAGGACAUGAAGGCAGCAAUGAAGAGAGUAUGCAGACAGCUAGUGAUUUACAGGAAGAUCUCAUAG